Molecule: messenger RNA, 2628 nt
Organism: Linnemannia hyalina
Lineage: Eukaryota; Fungi; Mortierellomycota; Mortierellomycetes; Mortierellales; Mortierellaceae
Source: the annotation of a GenBank genome assembly
AUGAUCCCCCGCACGAUCGUCGCUCGCCAGCUCACCCGCUCAGGACUCCUCCGGGCCUCGUCCUCAUACCCCUCCAAGGCCUCGCUCACUGCCGCCCGUGGCCUCGUCAAUGCCAAGCAGUCCUCCUGGCGGGAAGCAACCGCUGCUGCUGCAGUUCAGCAGCAGCGUGGGUACUCUGGAAGCGCCACUGCAGCCCAGUCUGAGAAGGAGACGAUCACAAAGCUGCUUUACAACAUUGGAUCGCGCAAGGAGGUUGAACAAUACCUCCGCCACUUCUCAUCCGUCGAGUCGCAAAAGUUUGCCGUCAUCAAGGUCGGAGGUGCCGUCCUCACCGAUGAACUCGACACCCUCGCCUCCGCCAUCACCUUCCUCAACCGUGUCGGUCUCUACCCCAUCGUCCUCCACGGCGCUGGCCCCCAGCUGAACAACUUACUUGAACAGGCUGGAGUCGUCCCCGAUUACCACGAUGGAAUCCGUAUUACUGAUGAAAAGACGCUGGAGAUUGCUCGCAAGGUGUUUAUGGCCGAGAACUUGAAGCUGGUCGAGGCUUUGGAGAAGAUGGGAACCCGCGCUCGUCCCUUGCCUGGUGGAGUCUUCACGGCCGAGUACCUGGACAAGGAGAAGUAUGGAUUUGUGGGAAAGAUCACUGGUGUCAACAAGGAGGUGAUUGAGGCUUCGAUCCGCGCUGGUGCGUUGCCCAUCCUGACCAGCUUGGCCGAGACCCCCGCUGGCCAGAUCCUUAACGUCAAUGCGGAUGUUGCUGCAGGAGAGUUGGCCCGCGUGUUGGAACCCCUCAAGAUUGUGUACUUGAACGAGAAGAAUGGACUCUACAACGGCGACACUGGCAAGAAGAUCGAUGUUAUCAAUUUGGACGAGGAAUAUGCAGAUCUGCUCAAGCAGCCCUGGGUCAAGUACGGCACAAAGCUCAAGAUCAAGGAGAUCAAGGAGCUCCUCGACCACCUUCCCCGCUCCUCCUCCGUCGCCAUCAUCUCCGCCGGACACCUCCACAAGGAGCUCUUCACCGACUCUGGUGCUGGUACCUUGAUCCGCCGCGGCUUCAAGCUCUUCCACCACAACUCGCUCGAGCAGCUGGACAAGGACCGUCUCCGCAGGAUCUUGGAGCAGGAGGAUCCCCAGGUCCAGUCUGGCCAGGUCAGCGUCUCGUCCUACCUCCACGACCUCGAGAACACCAAGAAGGGCUUCAAGGCCUAUGGCGAUGAGCCCUACGAGGUCCUUGCCGUUGUCAAGAACGACGACGAGACCGGCAGCGGUGUCCCCAAGCUGGACAAGUUCAUUGCCACCAAGGCUGCGGUCCUCAACAACGUCACAGAUAACGUCUGGGCUCUGCUGUCGAAAGAUUACCCCGCGUUGACCUGGAUCGUGGACGAGAACGACUCCAACAAGGGCUGGCACUUUGACAAGGCCGAAGGCUCCUUCACCAAGAACGGAAAGACGCUCUUCUGGAAGGGCUUGAACGAUGUUGGAACUAUUGAGAAGGUCGUCUCGCAGUUCUUGGAUACCCAGACUAAGGAGGCUGUCAACGCUGCUACCUCGGGAUCUGCCUUUGCCAACGGCCAGCGCCGCUCUUUCUCGACUGGGUUUAACAGCAAGUCAGCUUCGCCCUUCAUGGGCGGCCGCCGCAUGUUCUCGACCAGCUCCCCUGCGCAGCGUGAUGUCAAGAAGAUCGGACUCAUUGGCGCUCGCGGUUACACCGGUCAGGAGUUGAUCCGUCUUGUCAACAACCACCCCUCGUUGGAGAUCUCGUACGUUUCCUCGCGUGAGCUCGAGGGCAAGCCCUUGGAGGGUUACACCAAGAGCCCCAUCACCUAUGUCAACCUUUCUCCCGAUCAGGUCAAAGAGAAGACUCAGUCCGGUGAAGUCGAUGCCUGGAUCUUGGCUCUCCCCAACGGAGUCUGCAAGCCCUUUGUCGAUGCUAUCGAGUCGGUCGAAGAGGGCAAGAAGAUGGUCCUCUGCGAUCUCUCUGCCGAUUUCCGCUUCACGGACUCUUGGACCUAUGGGCUCCCAGAGUUCAACCGCGCCAACUUGCCCGGCGCAACCCGUAUCUCCAACCCUGGAUGCUACGCCACUGGAUCCCAGCUCUCAAUCCGCCCUCUCCUGGAGCACUUGGGCGGCACUCCCUCGAUCUUUGGCGUCUCUGGAUACUCUGGCGCAGGAACUAAGCCCUCGCCCAACAACGACGUCAAUCACCUCAAGGACAACCUGGUCCCCUACGCCCUGACCAACCACAUCCACGAGCGUGAAGUUUCUCACCAACUUGGCCGCGAGGUCAACUUUAUCCCUCACGUCGCCCCCUUCUUCCAGGGUAUCACCCUGACCGUCAACCUGCCCCUUAACAAGACUAUGACCUCUGGAGAAGUCCGCGAGAUCUACGAGGCCGCCUAUGAGAACGAGAAGCUCGUCCAUGUCCUUAAGGGUGUUCCUCUUGUCAAGGAUAAUGCAGGAAAGCAUUUCGCACGGGUUGGUGGGUUCGGAGUUCAUUCGACCGGAAAGAGAGUUGUGGUUGUGGCGACGAUUGACAACUUGUUGAAGGGUGCUGCUACCCAGGCUGUUCAGAACUUGAACUUGUCCCUUGGACUUGGCGAGUACACUGGUAUCCCCCUUGAUUAG